AUGCCUUUCUUCUGCAUAUUGCUCAAGCCACACUUGCGCGGUGCGGUGCGCCCGACGUCGGUCGACUCCUGCGCCCGCCCGGCGUGUGACCUAACUUCUCUGAGUGACGAGCAGGACUGGUUUAUGCUGCGUAACGCUAUUCGACUCGGACUUGCCAUGGCGCGUAAGGCCAAGGAGGGUGACUAUUCUCUCUAUGUCAUGUUGCAGCCAGAAAGCGAGACCAAUGAUGCCAUCUACACCUUCGUGCACAAGAGUAUUCGCAUGACGUUUCACUACUCAUUGACGUACCGCAUGGCCCCCGAGGCUGAAGGAGGCAUCGUCGAUGAUGAGCCGCGUAUGUACGGCAUUGAAGAUUUGCGCAUCGCUGAGGCAAGUAUCUUCCCAACUAUACCUGCAACACACCUUCAGGUACCCACGGCGAUGGUCGCUGCACGGUGCGCAGACUUCCUCAAGAACGCUCGGUCUUCGAAGUAA
Phanerochaete carnosa HHB-10118-sp is the source of this 474-nucleotide messenger RNA. RefSeq lists its product as uncharacterized. The coding region runs from base 1 to 474 and encodes 157 amino acids. Gene Ontology annotation, molecular function: flavin adenine dinucleotide binding; oxidoreductase activity, acting on CH-OH group of donors. The record is from RefSeq and is a predicted model, not a curated record. NCBI's taxonomy places the organism in Eukaryota, Fungi, Basidiomycota, Agaricomycetes, Polyporales, Phanerochaetaceae. The transcript has a single exon.